Messenger RNA from Lactuca virosa, 899 nucleotides. Lineage: Eukaryota; Viridiplantae; Streptophyta; Magnoliopsida; Asterales; Asteraceae. The record is from the annotation of a GenBank genome assembly.
UCUUCAACCGUUUCUUGCUGUCCACCCUCGCAAAUCAGAAUCACAACUACAAAUACAAUCAAACAAUUAAACCCCAAAUCUUUCUUAAUUUCACCAACAGAUCACAACUCCACAAAAAUGGACUCAUCGGACGACGAAGGAGAGGAGUACUUGUUCAAAGUAGUCAUCAUCGGAGACUCGGCAGUCGGAAAAUCAAACCUGCUAUCUCGUUACGCUCGAAAUGAGUUCAAUAUGCAUUCCAAAGCUACAAUCGGAGUUGAGUUUCAAACUCAGAGCAUGGAAAUCGACGGGAAGGAGGUCAAGGCUCAGAUUUGGGACACCGCAGGCCAGGAACGCUUCCGUGCUGUCACCUCCGCUUACUACCGUGGCGCCGUUGGUGCCCUAGUUGUUUACGAUAUUUCCCGGAGCACCACAUUCGAUAGCGUCUCCCGGUGGCUCGAGGAGCUCAAUACUCAUUCAGAGACAACAGUGGCAAGAAUGUUAGUGGGAAACAAAUGCGAUCUGAACAAUAUCAGAGCUGUGUCUGUUGAAGAUGGCAAGAACCUUGCAGAAAAAAACGGAUUGUUCUUCAUGGAAACAUCAGCACUCGAUUCAACAAAUGUGAAAACAGCUUUUGAAAUGGUGAUUCGUGAGAUUUACAACAAUGUUAGCAGAAAAGUUUUGAAUUCAGAUUCAUAUAAAGCCGAGUUAUCUUUAAACAGGGUCACUCUUCCAAAUGAUGGUGAUGCUGGAUCUAAGCAAGAUCAAACCAGAUACUCUUGUUGUUCUUGAUUUUUGUGUAUUCUUUUCUUGAUUAUUUUUCGAAAUUAAAUUUAUUUUGUUGGAUUUUAUUAUGUGAAUGGUAAAAUUUGCCAUUUUUUGUUUUUUUAACCAUGUUGAUUUGACAACCUGCAUAUAUA